AGCUUCACGUUCGCGUAAUUUGUUCUAAAUUUUUUGAUUCUGUUGUUCUAUUUCUCACUUCUUACGUUAGCGCACGACCCAAGAAUUUUUCCGUGAAAUGUGAAUCGUUAUCGGAAUGAAGUUGAGAACAACCCUCUUGUUCCUCUCUAAGAAUGUGCACCUUUCAUCAUGGUUCUUUCAAAUGACUGUAACGGAUUCCAUUAGAUAGUUCAUCUUCACAUCAUGGCAAGUCCAAGCCCAAAGAAACCGGAAUUAGAAGGGAAGGAGGUCGUGAUUUGCAUCGGAGGCGGUGUACUUACGAUUAUUUUACUCUUCAUCUUCGCCAAACGGCAGAUAAUGAGAUUUGCUCUGCGCUCCAGGAGAGGUCCUCAUGUACCCAUCGGGCAUGACUCCACCAAGUCUUUCAAGCGAGAAAUAGAAAGACGCAUUGAAGUAAUCCCCAAAAUAUUGUACGAGCCAAAAAUGAUUCCUGACGAUGAUUCCUGUUACAUUCUACCUCCGGAUUCUCAUCUGAAACCUUUUUAUUGUAGACUGAAAGCUGUAGAUGACAUCAAGUUACUUGAGGCAGCAAUAACAAAGCAUGACCCCAGUCUAGUUCGGCAUCCUGCUGAAAAUCUUAGAGCUUAUUUACUGAACACAUUAGCUGCGCCCCUGAACGGUGCUGGGCAAAGAAUUGUACAUCAGUUCUGUGAUCUUUACGAACAUGCCCGCUACGACCCAGCAGAAUUUGCUGAUGAGGAAUAUCAAGCUUAUUCUAGACUUCUUUUGAAAUUAAUUGAUGCGGCCAAGUUGUUGAAGUACAACGGCAGCAAUCGCAAGGUCAGCCCGAGUCGAACUCUAAUGAAGAAAACUAACCCUGAGAAGAUGAGAAAUAUUUUAGAAGCAAAGUUCAAGGAGACCAAAGUCUGCGAUGAUGUCAAUGCUGCAGAUAAACCUUCCCUAGAUAAUCCUGAAACUCAUGUGUGAAAAGGAACCUUUUCAGUCUAAGCCAGCCACUAUUUUUGUCAUUUUUUUAAUCAUGUCAUUCUUAGAACACACUGCAAGAAUAUUCCUCUACUUUGCCCAAAUUGUGCUUGAUGUUCAAGAAACUAAGAACUACUCUUUUCCAGUGGAUAUUUUUGUUCAGAAAUGAGGAGAACUCAGUGCUUAUAACACUUAAAUUGAAUCUCUUGAUUGCACUUAAUCCAGGCAUACGCCUCUUUUACGGUCUUUUGCCAAUAAUUAAGACAUGAUGUGAACUAGUACACAAAAAGUUAAGUAAUGAACAUCAUUUCAUAGGAUAUUCAUAGGAAGAUUAUCUGUGGAAACUUAUGAUACUUGUUGGUACUACCACAGUCAAUUUUUUAAACGAUUGUAAAACUUUUUGAAAAGAUCUCAUGUGCCCAAUAAUUUUUGGAAAUUGGACACAUUUUGAUCUCUUUGAGAACAUAUUCAGCUGUGACUAAAAGUUUUAAUUUUCCAUGUGUAUAACUCCCCCCCCCCUUGUUCACCAUUCUAACUCCAAUGUUGUCAUAACUUUCAAUGAGAUGGAGUAAAAUAUUUGAAACUCCCGUCCUAUCAAAGUUUUCGGAUAAUAUCUGCAGGCAGCUCUGAGAUUUUUUUCUCCUUUUUUCCCUUCUGAUGAAUGAAUUGAGUCUUGGCUUCCUCGAAUGUGUUACAUCUAUAAGAGAAGUCUGCACUGAACUGAAAACACUGGUUAUCAAUAUCGAUUUCAAUUUUAAUGCAGCCUUUUAAGUUUGUAACUUUGCUAAGCAAUCCUCUGCCUUUAUUUGCUUUAUUUCUAUGUUUGUAUCAGGCUCAGAUUCCUGAUCAGGAAAACAUUUUGACAGUGGGACUUGCAACAUCUUCUAACAGGGUCUCAAAGUGAAUCGGUGAGAAUGAAGACGCACCAAUUCGGAAACAUGAAAAUGUCUAAGAGACAUAAAAACUGCGCAAAAGGUGAAAAAAUUAACCUAAGAAAUAGUGUUUUGGUGCCAAAAGACAUGUACCUAAGGACAGUUCGAAGGCCCAAGUUGAAGUAAAUA
Bemisia tabaci is the source of this 2024-nucleotide messenger RNA. RefSeq names its product protein C1orf43 homolog. The record is from RefSeq and is a predicted model, not a curated record. Lineage: Eukaryota; Metazoa; Arthropoda; Insecta; Hemiptera; Aleyrodidae.